Messenger RNA from Sinocyclocheilus grahami, 1401 nucleotides. RefSeq names its product drebrin-like. Gene Ontology annotation, molecular function: actin filament binding. NCBI's taxonomy places the organism in Eukaryota, Metazoa, Chordata, Actinopteri, Cypriniformes, Cyprinidae. Gene Ontology annotation, biological process: postsynaptic actin cytoskeleton organization; regulation of actin filament polymerization; neuron projection morphogenesis. The transcript has 14 exons. The record is from RefSeq and is a predicted model, not a curated record. Gene Ontology annotation, cellular component: postsynaptic density; dendrite; lamellipodium. Bases 1 to 1401 code for a protein of 466 amino acids.
AUGAUUCCUCUUUCUCUGUUCUUCAGGGCCUUAUACACAUAUGAAGAUGACAGUAAUGAUUUGAUCCUGUCUGGAUCAGGAGAUGGUGGUCUGGCAGAGAUUGCAGUAACCUUCGAUAACACUCGGAUCAUGUACGGUUUCUGCAGCCUGAAGGAGCCCAACACAGCCCUGCCUCGCUACAUCCUCAUCAACUGGGUUGGUGAAGAUGUGCCUGAUGCCAGGAAGUGUGCCUGUGCCAGUCAUGUAGCCACCAUAGCCGAGUUUUUCCAGGUGGGUCUCCCCAAGGGUGUUGACGUCAUCGUGAACGCUAGCAGCAUGGACGACAUCGACCCCUCAGCCAUUGGACAGAGGCUGACCAAUGGGACGGCUCCAGUGGCCAGUCCAGUGCUAAGCCGCCUGCGAAUGAGAGACGAGGAGAACGCGGAGCACGUUGGCACCACCUACCAGAAAACAAAUGCAGAGAUCGAGAUGAAGAAAAUCAAUCGAGAGGAGUUCUGGGAACAAGCCAAGCGGGAGGAGGAGUUGAGAAAGGAGGAAGAGAGAAAGAAGGCUGCGGAGGAACGGCAGCGCUUUGAAGCGGAGAGGAUGGAGCUGGAAAAAAAAGAGCAAGAGGAAAGAGAGAAGCGCUACCAUGAGAGGGAGCGGCAGAUCGAGGAACAGAGGAAGAAGAUGCAGGAGGAGGAAGAGGCCAAAGAGAGGUCAAGGAAUCAACCCUUGAUUACGGAGCCCAGCUAUGAAGACCUUGCCCUGGACAAAAAGGAAACAGAGGUUCAGGAAGCGGCAGCCAUCAUUGCCCAAAGGCCAAGUAACCCACGGGAAUUCUUCAAGCAGAGAGAGAGGGCCACAGCCAACAGCGUGGACAUCUCACCAGUCACCACGCACAGGACCGGCCGCUUGGACAGUCCAUUCUUGAGGCAGCAGCACAGUCCAUCCGAUUGCAGCCCGCCCCCUUCUCGCACUCCGCCUCAUUCACGGCGGCAGCCAGGUCCACCUGAUGACUCUGCUGAAGGAAUCCUGGAGCGCAGCAUGACCACUGGAUGUACUCCCAUCCCCAAAAUUGCCAUUCAGGAGGAAAAAGAGGACUUCAUUCGAAAGGAGUUUGCCUUUGACACUCCCAAGCAAACUCCAGUGCUGGAAUCCAGCUUCGUCAAGACCUCUCCAAGUGUUUCCCCCCAGCCCAGUAGCACCGCUCCAUUAUCCAGCACAGACGACAGCCUGCUAGACUUGUGGGGCAGUGGCCCAGAGCCCGCUAUGGCCCCUUCCCAGGCCCCCAGCCACAUUAUGGACCUGAUGGAGGACACCCCAGAGCCUCAUCUUGCCAGCUCCUCCCCUGCUCUCCCGCAGCCAGAAAUCGACAUUACGUGCUGGGAUACAGACCCCGUGAUGGAAGAUGAUGAUUAG